AGAUCGAGGUCGACCAACACUACUUACUACAAUGGCUUACAAGAUUUUAAUCCUUUGCGCUUCUUUGGCCUACGCCAGCGCUGGACUCCUCCCUGCCUACGCUCCUGCACCAGCCGUAGCUUACGCAGCCCCUGCUCUGGCUGCCGCCCCAAUCUCAUACACCGCUCCCGCUCUCACGUCGCAAUCUUCCAACAUCUACCGCAGCUUCGGUAACUUGGGACAAGUUUCCACCUACUCCAAAAGUAUCGACACUCCAUUCUCCAGUGUGAGAAAAGCCGACGUGAGGGUAUCCAAUCCUGGAUUGCGAAUUGCCACUGCUGCUGUCCCCUAUGCUGCUGCCCCCUUAGCUGCCGCUCCCGUCGCACACGCACCUCUUCUUGGUGUCGCUUAUUCUGCAGCCCCCGCUGUUUCUCACAUGACCUACGUCUCUGGAAUCACCAACUACGCUUUCUAAGCUAUUGAAUGGAUUGUACAAAGUAUAGUUAUUUAUUUAUGACAAUAAAGUUCUAAAA
Leptinotarsa decemlineata (Colorado potato beetle) is the source of this 512-nucleotide messenger RNA. RefSeq names its product pupal cuticle protein C1B. The record is from RefSeq and is a predicted model, not a curated record. NCBI's taxonomy places the organism in Eukaryota, Metazoa, Arthropoda, Insecta, Coleoptera, Chrysomelidae.